Thalassophryne amazonica is the source of this 1637-nucleotide messenger RNA. It is a transcript of the gene ogfod1, whose product is annotated as 2-oxoglutarate and iron-dependent oxygenase domain containing 1. The record is from RefSeq and is a predicted model, not a curated record. Gene Ontology annotation, molecular function: peptidyl-proline dioxygenase activity; L-ascorbic acid binding; iron ion binding. Bases 67 to 1617 code for a protein of 516 amino acids. Gene Ontology annotation, cellular component: cytoplasm. Lineage: Eukaryota; Metazoa; Chordata; Actinopteri; Batrachoidiformes; Batrachoididae. Gene Ontology annotation, biological process: regulation of translational termination; peptidyl-proline hydroxylation. The transcript is spliced from 13 exons.
GACACGUUUUCUUUUUUGCCACAUUGUUUCCCAUAGUCUAUAUUUAUUGAUCAGAUAGUUGAUGAAAUGGCUUCAAAACGAAAAUCGGAGGCGUGUGGCAGCACUGACAAGAACAAAAAGAAGAGUGUGGAAGGAGUAGUUGAGUUUUGUUCAGUUGUAGAAGAUGGGCAGGUAAAGCAGGCGGUGAAGGAAGUUUGGAACCAGAAAACUCGCUACAGCCACGGGAAUAUAGAGUUGGACUGCCACCCUUUUCCUCACUGCAUUAUCCAGAACUUCAUAAACAGUAAGACUUUUGUAAAGAAUCUGCAGGAUGAGCUCCUAGGCCUCAACUUUCAGGAGAAGUCCAAUGAUCUGUACAAAUUUAAACAGUCAGAUGACCUGAAGCAGAGAAGAGAGCCACACAUCGCAGGUUUGAGGAGAGCACUGUUUGGGCGAUUCCGUUCCUGGCUUGAGGAUGUGUUGGGAGUUGAGUUGGAGCCCACAGUGGACAUUUCUUGUGCCAGAUAUGAAUACACUGAUGUUCUUUUAUGUCACGAUGAUGAAUUGGAGGGGAGGCGAGUUGCUUUUAUACUGUACCUUGUGCCAUCAUGGGAGAGAAGUGAUGGUGGAACUCUUGAUCUUUACACCACAGACAGUCGUUUCCAACCACAGAGUGUUGUGAAGUCACUCGUCCCCUCUUUCAACACACUGGUGCUCUUUGAAGUUUCUCCAGUCUCCUUUCACCAAGUGUCUGAAGUUUUGACUCGGGACAAAUGUCGUUUGUCUCUGAGUGGUUGGUUUCACGGUCCAUCUUUAGAACGUCCUGCACGCUAUGUAGAGCCUCGAGUUCCCAGGUGCCCACACCUACCGGGAGAUGAGACUUUGCUGCUGGAGUGGGUGAAUCCAGCAUACCUGGAUAUUUCCUAUCAAGAACAGAUCCAAGGAGAGUUUGAACACAGCUCUGAAAUUCAGCUGAAAGAUUUCCUUAAGGAGGAGAAGUUCGCAGCGGUGAGUGAGGCACUACGACUUGCUGAGAUCCAGUGGAUGAAGAAAGGGCCACCUAAUAAAAGAUGCUAUGAAGCAGCUUCACUGGACAACUUGCCUGAGUGUGUGAGUGCAUGCUGGGAGCUGCUGCAUUCAGAGGCUUUCUUCUUGCUGCUUGCCAACUUCACUGGUCUUCAGCUGCACUUCCUUUGCCCCGCUGAUGAUGAUGAUGAUGAUGAUAACAAUAAAGAUGUACAAGAAGAAGAGCAACAAGAUGGACAAGCCACAGCAUCUUCAUCCGAACCCACGUCAGUAGAGUCAAGCACACCUCAGUGUUUUGGGGAGCUGCGUCGUUGGCGUCAUGGAAACUACACGCUGUUGCAUGAUGGGGAAGCAGCACAGGCAGAGUAUGCUUUAGACCUGAUUUUGCCUUUUUGCUGUGCAAGCUGGCAGGCAGACUUUGGAGGCUUUACGUGUUACGUUGCUAAUGAAGAGGAAGAGGAGCUUCUGACAGUUUAUCCAGAGGAUAAUUCUCUUGCCCUGGUCUACAGAGAUAAGGAAACCCUCAGAUUUGUCAAACACAUCAACCACAAAAGCUUGUCUGAAUGUGCCGACAGAACAUUUUAUGACUUUGCUUUUGUGUACUAUGAAUAAACAUGAUUUGAUCUUGUGGA